AUGUUGACAUUCUUUGUCUUCCUCCUCAUUUGGGCUGAUACCAAUACGGCCAAAACACCUCUUUUCUGCAAUACGCAACAGAACGCCAGUAUCAAGAAAGUUUCACCAUUGGAUCAUGUUGGCCAAGCACUAGAAAUCAGGCAAUACAUUGUGGACGACGACCUGAAUACUUCCCAAAACAUCACAAAGGGUAUAUACCGACCUCGUCUUGGAUCUGAUCAAUUUCGGUUGUUAGAGAUCCUCCCAGGUAUCAGUAAUGUUAUUGAAGCCAGGCUUUGUGUUUGCAAUAUCUCAAAGAAUGCUAUGGCAUACGAAGCUCUAUCAUACACUUGGGGCAGCGGGGAAGUAGCCCAACAUGCAAAGAUCCGGGUCGAAGCAAAUCAGGAACAUCAUAUAAUCGGUAUAUCAAGAAAUUUGCAUUCUGCUUUGCUCGGGCUGCGACGAACAGACUCGUCAAGAGUUAUAUGGGCAGAUGCAAUUUGUAUCAAUCAAAACAAUGUGCGUGAGAAAGGCCAACAGGUACAAAUGAUGAGGACAAUUUAUGGCAACGCAUACCGUGUUAUUGUUUGGCUUGGCGACGAGUUUGACGAUGAUCAUUGUUAUCAACCCAUGCUUGGAGACCCACCUCCGACAUCAAAAAGCCUUGAUAGUGUAUGUUCAAUCGUCAAUGACUGGCUUCUUCAAAAUAAUGAGAAGGAUGUUGAGGCGACAUACACUGAAGAAGUUCUCAGUAACAGCUCGUCUAUCAUCACCCACCAUAACAAGGGCAAAUGCAACUUCAACACACAGGAUUGGGACUAUCGUCAAGAAUAUCGUCGCCGUCAUUCGUCUUUGUUGAACCUUUUUCAGCGGCAAUGGUUCUCGCGAAUUUGGGUCAUACAGGAAGCUGUUCUUGCCAGGAGCGCUAUUGUCCAACUAGGACGAUAUCAGAUAGAAUGGGAAUGGAUCGGACUCGCAGCAUCUAUCAUUCUUCAUAACCCGAUUGUUGACCCAAAUGGAGCAGGCAAGAUAGUACCAAGUGGAGCGGCAAACGCGUAUCUGAUGUAUCGACUGUCAGCAUCACAAAGUUGUUUCCCACCGCUGAAGUUCACAUUCGCUGAACUGCUUCGCGCUACCAGAUCAUUCCAAUGCAAAGAGGAACGGGAUAAGAUCUACGGACUGACCGGCAUCCAGACAACAGAUGGCAUCAACGAGAAGAUCAUUCCGGAUUACAGCAAGGAAGUCAAAUUGGACAAGGUUUACCAAGAUACAGCAUGGCUACUUCUGAGAGGCGAAUCACCUCUAACGCUGCUAUCCUCAGCAAUGGUAUCCAAUCGUGGAGGGGACUGUCAUCCAGGCUCAUGGAUCCCCAAUUGGGGUCAGCGCCAACCAUGGACUAUCCUUCCUGUCCAACCCCAUCCACGAUUUCAGUGUGCAACCAACCAUCCAUCAGGAAUCAUCGGAAACGAUCAGACGGCAAAAUUGAUAGUUGAGGGUGUGGUUGUGCAUCGCAUCAAGGCAGUAUGGGACACGGAUGUGCAUUGUUACGAGCAAGAGAGAAAAGCCCAAUACUUCCUCCGGAAGCCCAGAUGGAGUGAGUCGGAUUGGCAAAAGUGUGCUCUCAGCUUGUCAUGUGGUGGUGAUGGUCGAGGCUACCCUGUGAACAAUGCCAGCACACACCUUGCCGACCUGGCAGCUGCAGUCCUCUCUCUACAUCGAGAAUGGCUCAUAUACAACCUCCUGGCGUUCGAGACGGUCAUCGAGUCGAGACUGGAUGACAUGACACAAUUCGACUUCCUCGCCGAUGUUGCCAAGGACGGGAAUGCCAGUCGAUUCAUUAACGCCAUGGCACCUCUGCGUCGCAAUUACAAAGCUUUCGUGACCGAGCUGAGCAUGUUCGGUGUUGGACCUGUGUCUAUGAAAGAAGGUGAUGUACUUUGUGUGUUGUUCGGUGCCGCGGUACCCUUUGUACUCAGGCCAGUUCAAGACGGAUACCAUCUUGUUGGCGAGUGUUAUGCCUUUGACUUGAUGCACGAAUUCUUUAAACAGAGCCAUGAAGCUCGUGAGCUCGCAGUGGAUACAGCACCCGCUGGUGGGUGCCCUGAGGAUGUCUACUGGUUCAAACUAUAG
Molecule: messenger RNA, 2109 nt
Organism: Fusarium pseudograminearum CS3096
Lineage: Eukaryota; Fungi; Ascomycota; Sordariomycetes; Hypocreales; Nectriaceae
Exons: 3
Coding region: 1-2109 (702 amino acids)
Source: RefSeq, a predicted model, not a curated record